GCAAGAGCUACUGGAAACAAUCAAAAGCCUCCUUCGCCAUCACAAAUCACUUCCUUCUACUAUCCAUAUGUUACCAUUGUUCAUGGCCACCGUCACUCUACCUUGGUUUCCUAAACUUGUUUCAAAUCCUGAAUACGUCUCCAUGUUGGCGACUUCAGCAAAGAAUCAUCUGCCUUUAUUCAAAGACAUGGAAAUUCAUGUUGGAAAAUGCUUGGACACUGGCACUUGUCUUGAAACGCUAACGUUGUUUCCAUCAAAUUUUUCACCGAGUUGUAAAUUUCUUGUUUUCAAUGAUGCAAUGGAAUGUGUGAAAAACGAAGACCUCCAAAGAAAGGCAUUCGAGCUGCUUCCCGCCUUGUGUACUAAUUUGGACGUCACUUACCAGUCGAGAAUGAUCGAUCCUUUGUUGCAACUCUCCUCAAAUUAUGAAACUUUUCAAAAUUUACUGCCCGCAGUCUUGGGAACAUUAGGAUGUGCUAUGUGCCAAUGUUCACGAAUUUUUUUCGAAGUUAAGAAGUAUCCUUACACAUCGCUCCUGGUGAAAUGUACGGUUUGUGAUCUGAAGACAGAAUCAAAGAAUGCAAAAGCUGCCUUCACCAGUUUUUAUGAUUUUCUCGAUCAUUUCGUGGAUUCUGUUCUACCAAAGCUUUUUUCCAAAACGCAGCUGUCAUUUCUUGGUAGUCUGGAGCGUCUCGACAAACAUAUCAUUUUAUCUUCCAAUUUUUUCUUUCGAGUCUUGAGUGUCGUUAUAGAUCUCAUUGAUCACUCCGACGUCAACAUACGAGUAAAAUUCAGUAAAUUGUUGCCAUGUUUGGUAACGGAAGACGACAGAACCACGAAAAUUAUUGCGACGAAGUUAAAUGAUGCUUGUACUAAAGCCUCCGUCUCCAAAAACAUAAAGCUUCAAGAUACCAUUGUUCGUACGAUUAGUGAACUCGGUAAGACAGCAGGAGAAGAUCUCUUGCUGGUGGUCGUCGUCAGUUUGCUUGAGAUGUUUCUCGAUCAUGAGAAAAUAAUUUCAUCUUUAGCAUUCACACAGAUACAUCGGGUUGCAAAAUGUCGGGGCAAAACUUCCCAAGAGUUCUUCGCAGAUUUAAAAUAUCAUUUGUGCACGUUUGUCGUCGAGACGGUUAUAAAAAGGAUGAAACAAAACGUCGAUCAUUCCGGUUCUGUUUCUUUGAAGAUAUUUCGUGCCAUCAGCGAUGUCUUCGAGUUCAGAAGUAUCAAGGCACUAAUGCAGUGUGCUCAAAGUAUGUUUAUUCCUCAACUGGUGCAGAAAGCUCUUCCUGAAUGCGCCGUCGUUUUGCGCUGUCUUGCCACGGAACUUAAAGUAAACUACAGAAAGGAUCUUCUCCUGUUGAAUUUUAACUUUAUAUUUUCUUUUCUUGUUCGUAACUGUUCUGGAGAAGAACUUAAAGAGGCUUUGGCAUUUGUUGAGCGUGAAACGAACGUGGAUUUAGGGAGUCUUUUGAAGUCGGACACACAAAGCGUUGUCAACCAACUUCUUUUGCACCUUCAUUCAUCAUAUAAUAAAGUCUUUACUGGUCUCUCUAUUUUGGCCAGCAAAGCUGAUGGUAGCGUCGUGACGGACACUUUUAACUCCGAGCAAAUGGCCGAAUUCUUACAACCUCGACUCUUGGGAAUUCUAGUCUUCUUUAACGCGGUCUUAUUGGAUGACAGAAACCACGAAAAUCAACGUCUGGCUCUCGCAUCUCUCAUUCAAUUGAUGAAAAUCAUGGGGGAGAAACACAUUAGCGUCGUUCGUGUGAAGGUCAUGGCUAUCUUAAAACUGGCUUUGCAAUUUGAUUUCAAAAGCUGGGGUAGCCUGUGUUGUGACGCCUGGCAGUGUUUCGUACAUUGUCUCGAUGUGACAUCCCUCAGACAGAUGCUCGGUCAGAUAUUGGUCGCUUUACAACCGCUGGUCCAGUAUUCAGUCGAAAAGGUAGCCAAUAUAUUUCAUUAUUUGAUCGUGAAGAGAAGGAAAGACUUGGCGGAGAGCUUUAAGGACUCAUGUUGCUCGAUUCCAGACCUUCCCGAGUUUGAUAGCGUCCGCCAUGUAUUCAAAAACAUUACAAAGAAAAGCAGUGAAUUGCGUGAUAAACUUCGCGUGCUUAUGAAAGGUGUCUCGCACGAGAGUAGCGAAGUGAGACUAAACGCGUUGCUAAAACUGAAGACAUUACUAAAAGAAAAUCAGAAAACACUUCACGAAUACGUCACGAACAAGGACGAAGUUGAUCCUGUGGUUUGUCACUUGAUUGAUACGUUGAUUGCAAGGUGUGAUGAGCCUAGUAGCCAAGCUAUUGUUGCUGAAUGUCUGGGAGAACUGGGUGCAAUUGAUCCUGGAUGGUUAGUGUCCCCAUGACACAAUAAACAGACAAAUACCAAUUAGAUUAAAAUAGCAUUGUACCAAGCUUCUUUAAA
Xenia sp. Carnegie-2017 is the source of this 2421-nucleotide messenger RNA. Its product is annotated as serine/threonine-protein kinase ATR-like. The coding region runs from base 68 to 2362 and encodes 764 amino acids. Gene Ontology annotation, cellular component: nucleus. Gene Ontology annotation, biological process: DNA damage checkpoint signaling; protein phosphorylation; telomere maintenance. NCBI's taxonomy places the organism in Eukaryota, Metazoa, Cnidaria, Anthozoa, Malacalcyonacea, Xeniidae. The record is from RefSeq and is a predicted model, not a curated record. Gene Ontology annotation, molecular function: protein serine/threonine kinase activity. The transcript is spliced from 12 exons.